This is a messenger RNA of Phragmites australis (common reed), 2247 nucleotides long. Its product is annotated as 15-cis-phytoene desaturase, chloroplastic/chromoplastic. Gene Ontology annotation, cellular component: chloroplast thylakoid. The record is from RefSeq and is a predicted model, not a curated record. The coding region runs from base 401 to 2113 and encodes 570 amino acids. The transcript is spliced from 15 exons. Gene Ontology annotation, biological process: carotenoid biosynthetic process. NCBI's taxonomy places the organism in Eukaryota, Viridiplantae, Streptophyta, Magnoliopsida, Poales, Poaceae. Gene Ontology annotation, molecular function: phytoene dehydrogenase activity.
AGGCAUCCUCUACCACCACAUCCUCCUCACCCUCGCCCCGCCGUGCUCUUGUCCCUUUCCACCGCCCCAAAUGCAAAUGGGAGCCGCCACCUCGCCCAUUAUCACCCCCCGCGUUAAAGCCCGACGAGCUCCUCGCACUUGGGCUCCCCCUGCCUCCACGCCACUCCGCCCGCCUCGCCUAGCCACCUCCGCUGCCUCCCUCUCCUCUCCUCCCCUCCGGUGGGUAGUCCCCUCCCCGCUUCUCUCCACCCCUACCGGACCCAUCGAAGUAGCUGAACGGUACACCCUUGCGUCGUGAUUACUCCUGCGCGACGGAGCGAUCCGGUUCCUCCUGGGGUCUUCAUCCUGCGCUUAUUGGUUAAAGCUGAGCUGACAACUGUUUACUAAGAGUUGCUUCAGUAUGGAUACUGGCUGUCUGUCAUCUAUGAACAUUAAUGGGGCUAACCAAGCUAGAUCUUUUGCUGGACAAAUUUCUACUCAGAGAUGCUUCACAAGUAGUCACCAUACGAGCUUUGCCUCGAAAUCUGUAGUCUUAAGGAAUAAAGGAAAGAGAUCAUGUCGUGGAUCUGGUGCUUUGCAGGUUGUCUGCCAGGAUUUUCCAAGACCUCCACUAGAAAGCACAAUAAACUUUCUGGAAGCUGGACAGCUCUCUUCAUUUUUCAGAAACAGUGAACGCCCCAGUAAACCAUUACAGGUCGUGAUUGCUGGUGCAGGAUUAGCUGGUCUAUCAACGGCAAAAUAUCUGGCAGACGCCGGCCAUAAACCCAUAUUGCUUGAGGCAAGAGAUGUUUUGGGCGGAAAGAUAGCUGCUUGGAAGGAUGAGGAUGGAGAUUGGUACGAGACUGGGCUUCAUAUUUUUUUUGGAGCUUAUCCCAACAUACAGAAUUUGUUUGGUGAGCUUGGUAUUGAAGAUCGUUUGCAAUGGAAGGAACACUCCAUGAUAUUUGCCAUGCCGAACAAGCCAGGAGAAUUCAGCCGGUUUGAUUUCCCAGAAACUUUACCAGCACCUUUAAAUGGAGUAUGGGCCAUACUGAGAAACAGUGAAAUGCUUACCUGGCCGGAGAAGGUGAAGUUUGCUAUUGGACUUUUGCCAGCAAUGGUUGGUGGCCAACCUUAUGUUGAAGCUCAAGAUGGCUUAACUGUUUCAGAGUGGAUGAAAAAGCAGGGUGUUCCUGAUCGAGUGAACGAUGAGGUUUUUAUUGCAAUGUCCAAGGCACUCAAUUUCAUAAAUCCUGAUGAGCUAUCGAUGCAGUGCAUUUUGAUUGCUUUGAACCGAUUUCUUCAGGAGACGCAUGGUUCAAAAAUGGCAUUUUUGGAUGGAAAUCCACCUGAAAGGCUAUGCAUGCCUAUUGUUGAUCACAUUCGGUCUAGGGGUGGUGAGGUCCGCCUGAAUUCUCGUAUUAAAAAAAUAGAGCUGAAUCCUGAUGGAACUGUGAAACACUUUGCACUUAGUGACGGAUCUCAAAUAACUGGAGAUGCUUAUGUUUUUGCGACACCAGUUGAUAUCUUGAAGCUUCUUGUACCUCAAGAAUGGAAAGAAAUUUCUUAUUUCAAGAAGCUGGAGAAGUUGGUGGGAGUUCCUGUUAUCAAUGUUCAUAUAUGGUUUGACAGAAAACUGAAAAACACAUAUGACCACCUUCUUUUCAGCAGGAGUUCACUUUUAAGUGUCUAUGCAGACAUGUCAGUAACCUGCAAGGAAUACUAUGAUCCAAACCGUUCAAUGCUGGAGUUGGUCUUUGCUCCUGCAGAAGAAUGGAUUGGACGAAAUGACACUGAAAUCAUCCGUGCAACUAUGGAAGAGCUAGCCAAGUUAUUUCCUGAUGAAAUUGCUGCCGAUCAGAGUAAAGCAAAGAUUCUUAAAUAUCAUAUUGUGAAGACACCGAGAUCUGUUUACAAAACUGUCCCAAAUUGUGAGCCUUGCCGACCUCUCCAAAGAUCACCGAUUGAAGGGUUCUAUCUGGCUGGCGAUUACACGAAACAGAAAUACUUGGCUUCCAUGGAGGGCGCAGUUUUAUCUGGGAAGCUUUGUGCUCAGUCUAUAGUGCAGGAUUAUAACAGGCUAUCUCUCGGGGCCCAGAAAAGCCUGCGAUCCGAAGUUCCUGUUGCAUCUUAGUUCUAGUUAGUAAGGGCCCGGUUGCAUGUGCUCAGACUAACUAGAAAGAGAUUGAAGAGAUUGGUUGUUUGUACAAGUAUAUGUUGUAUGAGAUUCAAACAAAUUAAAACGUAUAAAUAGAGCAUUUAGAUGAA